Messenger RNA from Porites evermanni, 7180 nucleotides. Lineage: Eukaryota; Metazoa; Cnidaria; Anthozoa; Scleractinia; Poritidae. The record is from the annotation of a GenBank genome assembly.
GUUUUCAGCUCCCCAACUCAGUACCUGAAUGGAAACUCUACUAAGGAGCAGUUAUUAGAAGCAAUAAAAAACCGCGACAAUGCGGAACGAGAAAUCAAAGCUCUCAAAAUGCAACUCACCAUGGCAGAGGAGACUCGCGACAAUGUUCGAAGAGACCUUAUGGAUGCACACAAAAAAGUGCGAGAAAGCGAUGAAGCAACAGAAAUACAAAGAAAAGAAAACCUAGCACUCAGACGUCAGAUAAAAGACGAGCAAAUUGAGAAAGGCGCUCUGCAAAAAACUUGCGACGAACUCAAGGAAAAGGUCAAAAUCGCUGAGGUAGAGAGAACUGAGACAAAGCGCAAACUCGAGGAACUUGAAAACAGAUUCCGAGUUUGUGAUGACAGCCGAGCGAACAUCACCGGUGAGGCGAACGAUCUUCGGAUACGACUAAACGAGUUCGAGGCAGAGCGAGCGGAGAUUCGGCGUGAACAUCAAGAGGCACUCCGUCAGGUGAAAAUAUUGAGCAGCGAGUGUUUGCUUGGAAAGCGCGAAGUAUCGGAUCUUCAAGAGAGGUUAGCGCAUGAACAGGCAUUACGCGAGGAAGUUCGUCACGAAGCGUACACUCUGAAGCAGGGGAUAUUACAUUCUGAAAGUGAAAAGGAGGAAGUAAAACAGAACAAUUUCAAAUUACAAAGAAGGUAAGCCUUUUCUAAGUGACCUGAACAGAAGCUAUUCAAACUAAUGGGAAAGUAAUUAACGCCAAAUUCCUUUUUCAUGGAAGUUGUUGUGCGUUUCCUUCCUAAGACUGCACGAAGCAAGAGAAGACCUUGCGCGCCUCCUUUAAAUAGACCUCAGUAGCCAUGGUAACUGGUACAUAAGUUGGCUAUUGUGCUAUUACAAGGAUGCUAAUGCGUCAAACUUUAAAGCAUUCCUGGUUAAGUUUUGGUAUGCUAAUAAUGAAGGAUUUAGUACCCUCACUUUUGCAUACAUGAGUUACUUAUCCCUCUAAAACUACUAAAACUAGCAUUAACAUUAUAGCUCAUUAUGUCGCCAGUGUGAAAGCGCGGUAGUCUAAUACUGAUGAGCUGCGUGCAAAUGUCAGUAAUUUAAACAUUGCGCGCUGCUGAAUGGAGACAAUAUACAACCCUGUAGCUUAAGCGUUUGAGGGGAAGAUAGGCGCAUGUUUUUUUGUUCUUUCUUUCCAGCAUGUAUCGCGCAUUUUACAGUAUACUAUGGCCAAAAACAGGCCUAUACGGAAGAGAGAUACUAAGAAUGGUGUCCCUUUUUCUUUGGUCAUAUAAAUUUGCUUUUUACUCUCUAUAUUUCUCUAAACUUAAUCAAAAAAGGUUCUGCGUUCGUGUGUUGAGCGUUAAGACAAGUCUUGUCAAUGUUACCCUUGCUAAUUAACAAGGGUUCUCGUGCUUAACGGUCAAGCAAGGAAAGGCAGCACCUUUUAUCCUCGGUUGCAUUGUCCGUUUACUUAUUUUGCAAAUGUAAUGAACCUCACUAUGUUCACGUUGAUUUCUGUUCCCAAAGGUUGAAAGAAGCUGAAGAUACCUUUGCAAGCAGGGAGAAGGACUAUCAAGCGCAAUUGGACGAGUACAAAGAAUUUGAACAAAAAGCGAAAGACAAGAUAAGAGAUAUGGAAAACAGGCUAGAGCAAACGACGUUCGAUCGAGAAAACUACAAGGCUCAGCUGUCUGGAAAUGACGGCAGGAUAAGUGCUUUGGAAUCUCAACUCGCACGAGUAGAAGCCAUGAAGAAUGAUACUGAAUUCAAGCUGUCGAGCCUCUACUCAAUACUACGGAGAUCACUUGGCCUGCGAUCGGGUUCCCAAUCUUCGUUUUCAGAAGAAGACAGUCCGAAGAAGAACCGAAGGUCUUUCCGGGGACGUUCUAGAUCAAAUUCAGGUACAGGUACCUCUAUUUUUUGUAGUCUUUCAUCUAUGAAAUUUUAAAUGUUGUAUCCCACAAUAUUCACUUGAUCUUUUGUCGCAAAGAGCAUAUUGAUUAAAAUAACAAAAGAAAUAACAACAACAAAUCGGGCAUUGAAUGGGCGCCAUUUUGUCGUUCAUGAGUUUCUGAACGCCAUUCUUUUUUUGCCUUUUACGCAGACGACUCUUCCGACGACAUAGACCCUGACGCUGUGAAAACCUCAUUAUCUGAGCUUUUGCAGAACCUGAAAGAAUCCGAAAGAAAGAAAGAGGAGAGCCAAGCGAAAGUGGAGAAUCUACAGAGUACAUUGCGACAUGCUGAAGAAGAGAGAGUGGAGCUGGACGGUAAACUCCGUACCGUACAUCAGGAAAUGAAUCAACUAAGAGAUCAGAAAAGAUUGUUAGAAGAGAGAUUAAACAGCUCGGAGACGGCUUUGACUUUACAGGUAUGGAAUUAAACUUUUUUGUAGGUCAGACUGCUGUUUCAGUGAGCUAAAUGUUCUUGUUAUAUCAGCCGUGACUUGUUAAUAAAGGUACGUUAUUUGCGCCCAAAACUGCAAAGCUGACGAAGAAGACUGUUUCAUUUUCAUGUGGCUGAUUAACGCGUCGUAUGGUAGAUUUUAAGUUUGUUGAGUGAAAUCUAUGAAGUUUAUCAGAGUAUAGAUCUUAAUUUUCCUCAAGAAAAAAAGGAAUAGACCCUUGCAUUUCUGACUGCUCAAUAGUAACAUGGCCUGUAAAAGUCUUAAACUACAUUUUCUCUGCCACUUUUUAAAGUAAAAUGUAGGACCAACAUUUUGGUAAGCACAUAUUUUUGGCUGUUUGCAUAGGAAGAGGCAAUUCAAAGGGUAGAAAGAGAAAGAAAUGGUUUGACUGAAAAGUUACAAAUGUUAGAGGGGACCUUGAGUCUAUCAGAAAGUGAAAGAAAGCAGCAAAAAGAUAAGAUCAGGGGGCUUCAGGAGACAGAGAGACGGCUGAAAGAAGAUAAGCACGCUUUGCGGACCCAACUAGAGGCAACAUCCGGGGACAUGACGAAGAAUGAAUUGAGGCUAAAGGCAAUUGAUGGUGAAUUACAAAGGCAGAAGCUUGUUCAAAGUGAGGCGGAAGCGGAAAAUAACACGCUGAAAGAAAGGUUGAGUGGACUUUUGAGGACGAAUCAGGAGCUGGAGAACAAUAAUUCCAGUUUGAAACUUGCUAUACAGAAACUAAACAGCGCUGUUGCGAAAGGCGAAGAAGAGGAAGCACGAUUGAAGGAAAAGAUCCAGGCACUCUCAGUUUCUCUCAGCGAGAGCAACAGCAGCUCACAGAAUCUGCAAGAUCAUAUUCAUCAGCUUCAGCGAACACUAGAAAGCACUGAGGGAGAUAAGCGUCUGCAACAAGAACGGGUCGCAGCUCUUCGAGAGACAAUGAAAGAUUGCAAGAAUGAAAACCGCGCUUUAGCAGAAAAAGUAGAAUUUUUGGAAAGGACUCGUGAAGAUGCCGAGCUAAAGAUAAAUGACUUUGAAAAUCAGGUAAAGCAUGUGAAGGUUCUUUUAAAUCAGCGGCAAGAGCGCGAGGAUGAACUUCUGGGAAAACUGGAAGAGCUGGAAGAAGAAGCAAACUCUCUGAGAAGCCAAAAUUCUUCCUUGUCUAAGGUGAACUCCUCUUUCGAGGCAGAGAAAAGAGAUUGGGAGAAGAACAAUUUACGGAUUGGCAAGGACGUUCAGGCGCUUAAAAAGACCCUGGAUAAACUUCAAAGGGAGCGAUUAGAAUUCGAGGAGUCAUUCUUUGAGUCAAAUCAAGAAAAGGAGGCUUUGAACAGAACUCUUGGAGAAGCGGCAAAGGAAAAUAUCGAAUUGAAAGAAAAGGUGGAUUCACUAGAAAGAGCGCUUCAGGAAACAGCAGUUAAGCAUACUGAGAGGUACUAAGUUGUUUGAAAUUAUUAGCUCUAUCUCACUGCUUACUAAACACCUUUAGUUUUUCGCACAUUCACUCUCUUACUAAUACUUGCGCCCUCAACCACUUUGCCUCAGUUGUUCAGUUACAUUUCGGUACUAAGUUGCACAGCCAGUUAGUUGCUUAGGGUUCGUUCGAUUGACCGUAUUCUGGAAUAUAAAUACGCAAAAGUGUUGCUACCGAUUUUUGGACCUCUUAAUUACUGCAUUGAUUGGAAAAAUGAUUUCAAGCAUGUUUAUAGGUAUUGAAAUACAAUGACUGCCGAAACAAACUAUUUCUAGAGUUAAUUCCUUUUAUUCUUAUCAGAAUUCCGGAAUAGCUAGGUCAAUCGAACAGGCCCGUAGUUAGGUAGGUACAAUGAAACCUCCAUAUUCAACCCAGCCCCUAUCGUAAUCGUCCGCGACCAAUUUUUUGGAUAGAUAUUUUUUUGGAAUUUAAUAGCUUUUAUAAAUUUUUUCACUCUUAGAUAGCGAAUGCAAUUAAAAAACACUGCAAAAGUAAAGAAAUUAAUUACAAAACAUUACAAAACAAUAUCCAUGCAAACCAAUUUCGUUGUACGCUAUUUAGAUUACAACCACAAAAAAAAUACAAAUUAACAUAGAAACAUUCACAAUGCUAUCAACAAGAGAAAAGGAGAGAAAAAAAACCAACAAUGGUCGAGACAUUAGUGUUACAUUCAUAAAUUAUAAACUGACAUAAAGUGAGAAGCAUAUGCGGAACAACCCUUCUACGAGCUUACAAAUGGCAAAAAUUUCUUCCAUUUUUUAAAUUGGAUAGAUGAGAGCCUUGGAAUUUUCCAUUGUUUUUAUCCUGCCUUAUAUGACCACUUAAGGCAGGGUUUGAUCUCUAUGCUCGUUGUAUUUACUAUACUACAACAAUGCAAUGCAUUUAGAGUGACAACACAUAUGGCAACUUUGCACGCAGUAAAUCCUCUUCUAAAUCAGGGGCACCCAACGAGAACAUAGUUCAAAACCACUUAAACAUGGCAUUGUUAAACGUAUUUUAAUAUUUAAAAGGUAGAUAUAGGCAUAUUUUUAUCCCCUAAAAAUUUUUAAUCUGUUCGGAUUUCCUAGCUGAAAGUCUAGUGAUCCGAAAAUUAUAGGGAUCAAAACUUACCUUUUCGAAAAUUUCAGCCAGAUAAAAGGCUCCCGAAAAUUGUAGGUGACCUUUUUAGGGUAAAAUCCGUUAAAAGUGGGCAAUUAUACCAUUUUUAAGAUGUUCGAAAAUCCUAGGAGAGGCAGGCAAGUUCUAGAUCUCAAAUCGUCUUCCGAACCGAUAUUUUCCGAAUAUUGAAGUUGGGUGCCCCUGCUAAAUCGUAUAGAUAUGCUCGGUCCUCUUCUAGGAAGAGACCCUUGAGCAGCGACCAUCUUCCGUAAAAGUGACCACUAAAUCUUCGUGAAUUUUGAAUUGUCGCUUUUGAGAGGUUUGACUGUAUUUAGUUGGUCUGUCGGUCGGUCGAUCAGUUAGGCAUUCGAUUCAGUCAUUUAUUCGUUUUGCAGGUCGAAUGGACAGUUAGCUAGACUGUCACCUCAGUUAGUCGGUCGAUUUGUCAGUUGGUCUGUCAAUUGGCUAGUCGGUUGGCUGAUAGAUCGUUCAUCCAUCUACCGUUCAGAAACGAAUGGGACAAUUGAUGAACGCCGUUCGUCAAUUGUCCCAUUCGUUUCUGAAUCACCUUUCUUUUUAAUCACCAGCCGAUUAGUGGUGCACAGUAUCUGGCAUUGAGCAAGAUGUUAAUACAGUGGAACCUCAAUAUAACCAACCUCUACACAACGAAGUCCCUGGUCACGAACAAUAUUCUUCGCCCCAGAAAUAUUACAUUAUGAAAAAGAACCUCUCCAUAACGAUUUAGGUUUCUGGGAAACUGCCACCUACCCCUUCCCUAAGUCAACGUUAACAGUUACUUUUCACUUAGGGAAAAAUGUUGGGUUAGGGGAGGGCUCGGUGGGCAGUUUCCCAGAAAGCUAAAUUGAUCUACUUUAUGGCGAACAAAUUUUGUCAGUCCCUUAGGCCUUCGUUAUAUCGAGGUUCCACUGUAUCCUUAUCCUUAUGUUUCUGAGAAAUGAUACACAAUGCUUUAUCCUGAAGUUUGAUUCAAUCUAAUAUUCACAAAUGCUCACAUGCAAUUAUUUUCCCUUUAAAGUUUGCUUGAGAUAACUGAAAAACAGCAACAGGAAAUUGAAAAAGAGGCAAAGAGAUCUCACGUGGCAUUGGAAAAAGCACAAAAAUUGACAGAAAAAAGAGAGAAAGCCUACAAAGCAAAACUGGAAUCUUUAGAAAAACAGGUAAUGUUUUGAAUGACUACCAUGUCUUCACCCCCUUUCCCGGAGGUACGUUAAAUUUUGCAUGAGUGGUUUUUCAUCCCUCUUCAUACUAAAUAAUCCCCGAGCCUAGGAGCAUACGAGCAAUAUGCACCCACCCGACCGUGCAAGGGGCAAAGGGUGAUAGAAACGAAGUGGGGGUGGUUUCCUUGCACCCACCCAUAACACUAUUAUAUCCUCUUUUUACACACCUAAACGGUUAAAGAUUAAAGUACCCCUUCAAUUCUGUAUGGCCAACUGUACCUAUUGCUUCAUUCAUUAGCAAUCCUUCAGAGGUCAGAAUUUGGUGAAAAUGCUUCAGCGAUACAAAAUGACGGAAUGUUGGUGCUGUUGGACUGGUCUAUAUAUAGGAUUCUAGAUUUUGUCAAAACUAUGACAACCAAAAAUUAUGGUGUACCGGCGAUCGAUUUAAACAUACCAUGAUUAUUAUUGGCUCACAAAGGAGCUCUCUCUGUGUAUGUGGUGAUCAUUUUUUUGUAUGUUUAUUUUCUAGCUUUCUGUUCUCAAGAGAGAGCUGCAAUUUGAACGAGAGGAGAAGGUAGCACAUGCCAACAAGGCUGCAGUAAAGAACGAUGAAAUAAGAGAAGUUCGGCAAUCACUUGGUAAAUCACUUCAAGCGGUCGAAGAGGAUGCGAACAAUCUCCGAAGUAUGCUCGGAAAAUCACUUCGGAAAAUCGAUCGAUACACCGAAGCUAUCCGACGAAAUGAAGUUCCGCCUCCAUCAACUGACACGGACGGAUCGACAGUUAGUGCGUUUUCUCGUCAAGCGUUCGAUAAAUCGGGCGAAGAGGCAAAAUAUCUUCGCUCAUCGAAACGACGUACGCGGUCCACUUCGCAUAUGAACUUGAAAGAUCGUGACAAAACUUUUGGAAUGUCACCUUCAGCCCACGAACCGCUGGGUGAUUUCAUCGUUAAUAACUCGAGAGGAGAUCGGGAAGAUUCCACACCAGAAAUAACAGCUCAAAUCCAAUCCCCUCUCAGAAGGUACAGAAGGUCGCGGAAAUCUGAAAAUUGA